This is a messenger RNA of Rhinopithecus roxellana (golden snub-nosed monkey), 1930 nucleotides long. RefSeq names its product MAGE family member A11 (gene MAGEA11). The transcript is spliced from 5 exons. The record is from RefSeq and is a predicted model, not a curated record. Gene Ontology annotation, cellular component: nucleus. Gene Ontology annotation, molecular function: histone deacetylase binding. Gene Ontology annotation, biological process: negative regulation of transcription by RNA polymerase II. Bases 235 to 1437 code for a protein of 400 amino acids. Lineage: Eukaryota; Metazoa; Chordata; Mammalia; Primates; Cercopithecidae.
AGAUUCUUCCUGUUCUCCCUGAGCAGCAUUGUGUCCUCCAGGGUAUGGGUCAGGACCUCUUCUGAAAUGGCAGUUUAAGACCUACAAUCAGACAAGGGCAGGGAGCUGUCUUGAUCCCCAGUGGAGGCUGACAAAUUUUUUCCUGUGUACAGUGGACCCCCUUCACAGAGGUGGGUGCUAUGUGAGUGGAGUUGAUGACUGAUGGCUGACCAUUGAUACAGGCUAGGAAUACCAAUGAGCAACGUGAGCACUAUGUUCUCAGAGGAUGACUUCCAGUCAACAGAAGGAGCCCCAUCUGGUCCACAAAUACAGUGGUCCCAGGAUCUGCCAAGAGUCCAGGUUUUUAGAGAACAGGCCAACCAGGAGGACAGGAGCCCCAGGAGGACCCAGAGGAUCACCGGAGGAAAAGUGCUGUGGGGCCCCAUCACCCAGAUCUUUCCCACAGUUCGGCCUGCUGACCUAACCGGAGUCAUCAUGCCUCUUGAGCAAAGGAGUCAGCACUACAAGCCUGAGGAAGGCCUGCAGGCCCAAGAAGAAGACCCGGGCUUGGUGGGUGGCGCACAGGCUCUCCAAGCUGAGGAGCAGGAGGCUGCCUCCUUCUCCUCUACUCUGAAUAUGGGCACUCUAGAGCAGGUGCCUGCUGCUGAGUCACCAAGUCCUCCCCAGGGUCCUCAGGGAGAGUCCUCCUCUCCCACUGCCAUGGACUCCAUCUUUGGGAGCCUAUCUGAUGAGGGCUCCAGCAGCCAAGAAGAGAAGGGGCCAAGUACUUCGCCCGACCUGAUAGACCCUGAGUCCUUUUCCCAAGAUAUACUACAUGACAAGAUAAUUGAUUUGGUUCAUUUAUUGCUCCGCAAGUAUCGAGUCAAGGAGCUGAUCACAAAGGCAGAAAUGCUGGGGAGUGUCAUCAAAAAUUAUGAGGACUACUUUCCUGAGAUAUUUAGGGAAGCCUCUGAAUGCAUACAACUGCUCUUUGGCAUUGACGUGAAGGAAGUGGACCCCACUAGCCACUCCUAUGUCCUUGUCACCUCCCUCAGCCUCUCUUAUGAUGGCAUACGGGGUACUGAGCAGAGCAUGCCCAAGUCUGGCCUCCUGAUAAUAGUCCUGGGUGUGAUCUUCAUGGAGGGGAACUGCGUCCCUGAAGAGGUUAUGUGGGAAGUCCUGAGCAUUAUGGGGGUGUAUGCUGGAAGGGAGCACUUCCUCUUUGGGGAGCCCAAGAAGCUCCUCACCCAUGAUUGGGUGCAGGAAAAGUAUCUGGUGUACCGGCAGGUGCCCGGCACUGAUCCUGCAUGUUAUGAGUUCCUAUGGGGUCCAAGGGCCCACGCUGAGACCAGCAAGAUGAAAGUUCUUGAGUACAUAGCCAAUGCCAAUGGGAGGGAUCCCACUUCUUACCCAUCCCUGUAUGAAGAUGCUUUGAGAGAGGAGGAAGAGGGAGUCUGAGCAUGAGAUGCAACCAGGGCCAGUGGGCAGGGAAACGGGCCAAUGCAUGCUUCAGGGCGCCACACCCAGCAGUUUCCCUGCCCUGUGUGAAAUCAGUCCCAUUCUUCCCUCUGUGUUUUAUGGAGAAGUCAGUGUUAUCAGUAGUAGAAGGCACAGUGAAUGGAAGGGAACACAUUGUAUACCGCUUUUAGGUUUCUCUUCCAUACGGUGACUUGGAGAUUUCUUUUUGUGUCCUUUUGGUAAUUUUCAAAUAUUGUUCCUUUAAUAAAAGUUUUAGUUAGCUUCAACAUCUAAGUGUGUGGAUGAUGCUGACCACACAUUUAGUUUUGCUUAUCCAUUUCAAGUGCAAGAGUUUGCCAUUUUGUAAAACAUUUUGGGAAAUCUUCCAUCUUGCUGUGAUUUGCAAUAGGUAUUUUCUUGGAGAAUGUAAGAACUUAGCAAUAAAGUUGAACUGGUGUUGUGAAACAGAGAAAUAAAAGGAGAAGGUGAUUAA